Molecule: messenger RNA, 216 nt
Organism: Prorocentrum cordatum
Lineage: Eukaryota; Dinophyceae; Prorocentrales; Prorocentraceae
Source: the annotation of a GenBank genome assembly
GUGCCGGGCGACAUCGUCAAGGUGGGCAGCAACGGCUGGCUGGUGCCCUGCGACCUGCUCCUCCUACGAGGCGCGGCCGUGUGCGACGAGUCGACGCUCACUGGUGAGAGCAUGCCCGUGCAGCGCCUGGCGCCGACGGAGCCACUGCAGACGGUCGGGAGGGGCCAGCGCUUCCCAGCGAAGCACGCCCUCGUGGCCGGAACGGAGGUGCUCCAG